This is a messenger RNA of Venturia canescens, 1174 nucleotides long. It is a transcript of the gene Sptr, whose product is annotated as sepiapterin reductase-like. Lineage: Eukaryota; Metazoa; Arthropoda; Insecta; Hymenoptera; Ichneumonidae. The coding region runs from base 291 to 1079 and encodes 262 amino acids. The transcript has 4 exons. The record is from RefSeq and is a predicted model, not a curated record. Gene Ontology annotation, biological process: tetrahydrobiopterin biosynthetic process. Gene Ontology annotation, molecular function: sepiapterin reductase (NADP+) activity.
CUCCGCGAUUGGAUCAGAAGUGGGGCGGGCUCGUAUCUGUGCUUCGAAGAUGCAGUCGGAGCACAAUGAUCUCUCAACCGUUCUGACAGCUGUUGCUCCGAUCUCUGGAAAUUAGAAAAUCAUUGAAAUUUUGGAAGCAAAACGGAACAGCUACUUUUCGACGACCCCAAAUAUGCAUUUCGUUGAAUAAUCUUUAUCUGUCUUCUUCUGCUCCAACUGCUCUUCUUCCACGAGGUUAUUUCAAUCGCUUUGUUUUAUCGAGCAAACCACUCAUUUUUUCGACUCCAAUCAUGGUUGAUGCAUUGUCCGGCAAAGUUUUCCUCAUUAUAACUGGAGCGAGUCGGGGCAUCGGCGCUGAGAUUGCACAACAAUUCUCUCGUUUAUUGGCCGAAGGUUCUCACAUCCUACUGAUGGCACGAGAUCUCGAAAAACUCCGGAAAAAUGCUGAAAAAAUGCCGAAAUCCGUAACGUGUCAUUGUGAAAACGUCGAUCUUUCGGUUGCCACUAAAGACGAAUUGAAAGCAAUUAUUUUAAAAGCUCUGGGAGAUAAAGGUGUGCAACAAUAUGAUAGAGCAGUAAUCGUGCACAACGCCGCAACGAUUGGUGAUCUUUCUAAAAGUACGAAGGACAUGGACGAUCUCGAGGAAUGGCGACGAUACUGUGAUCUCAAUUUAUUCUCUCCCAUAAUCUUGAACAGUGUAUUCAUGAACAUAUUUACGGAUGUAAGCAAAGUUUCAAGACUGGUGAUAAACGUUACGUCACUUUGCGCUAUCGAGCCUAUGAAGUCAUCCGGUUUCUACAACACUGGAAAAGCAGCCAGAGAAAUGUUCUUCAAGACGUUCGCUGCAGAAUUCCCUACGGUCAACGUUCUCAACUGGUCGCCUGGUCCAGUCGACACCGAUAUGUUUGACACUCUGACAAAAGAAUCUAGCGAUCCUCAAUUACGUGCCAAGUUCAACGAUCUACGAGAUAACCACGACAUAUUGACGCCCGAGCAAUCGACCAAUCGGUUGAUUAUGGUUUUGAAGCAUCAGAGUUACAAGUCUGGUGACCACGUCGAUUAUUACGAUCAAUUGUAAUGUACCUUUUUAUGAUUUUUUGUACCCUCAAAGUCCACCGGAAUUUCUCCUUAUUUUUUGGUAUAAAUAUAGUCAUAUGAUCGAGUCGACGUCGA